Messenger RNA from Dicentrarchus labrax (European seabass), 1756 nucleotides. Its product is annotated as purine nucleoside phosphorylase. The record is from RefSeq and is a predicted model, not a curated record. Gene Ontology annotation, cellular component: cytoplasm. Gene Ontology annotation, molecular function: purine-nucleoside phosphorylase activity. The transcript has 6 exons. NCBI's taxonomy places the organism in Eukaryota, Metazoa, Chordata, Actinopteri, Moronidae. Gene Ontology annotation, biological process: nucleoside metabolic process. Bases 145 to 1023 code for a protein of 292 amino acids.
CAGGGAGUGUGGCUUUUCUGGUGCAGAGAGAGGUCUGGGUUUAAACCUAAAACCGGUUCCACCAUCAGGAGACCCGGAUAAACUCUAACAAACGCACUUUAACGCGGAACGACCUUCCGACUCGAUCACCCUUCAUCCAUCUCCAUGUCAGAGUUUGUGUCUGGUGGCCGCUAUGAGGAGUGUCGGGUCACUACUGACUGGCUGCUGUCCAAGACACAGGUGCGGCCAACUGUGGGAAUCGUGUGCGGUUCAGGUCUGGGGGGACUGGCUAAGAUGAUCAAGGACCCUCAGGUCUUCAAAUACAGUGACAUUCCCAACUUCCCCAAGAGCACAGUGCAUGGUCAUGCAGGCCAGCUGGUGUUUGGAACACUAAAAGGGAAGCCGUGUGUUUGCAUGCAGGGCAGGUUCCACCUGUACGAGGGCUACCCGAUCCAGAAGAUCACGCUGCCCAUGCGUGUCUUCAAGCUGAUGGGCGUGGAGACGAUGAUCAUGACCAACGCAGCUGGAGGCCUCAACCAGGACUACAAAGUGGGGGACAUCAUGAUCAUCAAGGACCACAUCAACAUGCCGGGGUUCGCUGGAAUCAACCCGCUGGCUGGACCGAAUGAUGACAAGUUUGGUGUCCGCUUCCCCUGCAUGUCUGAUGCCUAUGACCGCAAGCUGCGGCAGCUGGCCCACGACGUGGCAACAGAGCUGGGCUACAGCGAAUUCCUGCAGGAGGGAGUGUACUGUGUCCUGGGAGGUCCAUCCUUCGAAACCAUCGCCGAGUGUCGCAUGCUGAACAGGCUAGGUGCUGACGCUGUUGGGAUGAGCACUGUCCACGAGGUCAUUGUCGCCCGCCACGCCAAGAUGCGUUGCUUCGCCCUGUCGCUGAUCAGCAACCGGGCAGUGAUGGACUACGACAGCCAGGAGAAGGCCAACCACGAGGAAGUCCUGGAGACGGGCAGGCUGAGGGCCGAGCAACUGGAGAAGUUGGUGUCCACCAUGGUGGCUCGGCUGGAGCACAACAACAACUCCUACUGAUUAUGAGACUAACCGCCGUACCUGUUGUCCUGCUUUAUCUCUGCGUCACAUAGAGGGUUUUUUUUCUUGUUAGAACGCUAAAAAAAAACAACUUUUGUUUUAAACUGCCAGGCUAGGUUUACUACUCGAUAAACUAGUUUCUUAGCUAAACUUAAUUUUGUUCUUUACUAGUCUCAAAAUCCUGGAAACUGGUCCACUUUUUUUAUACACUCCUCUAUCAGCAAUGUUUACAUUUUUGAGUUGUACAGAUAAAUGAUCUUACUGUACCUUUUAGUACUGCUGUGAUACAUUAUUACCGUAUUAAGCCAACUGGUGUUUCAGUGAAACAGCACCAUAUUUUCUAACUUAAUAACUUUUAAUUUAAUAAAAUCGAAAUAUUUAUUCUUUCAGUUACAUUCCCUGAUAUCCAUUAACAACUAAUAUAAAGAAAGCAAUAUUCACAUUUUUAAUGUGGAAGACCAAGUCAUCAGAAAUCACUGUUAAACUGUGGAAAUAAUAAUCUCACAUGAUGUUUAAGAUGUGUAAAAUGUUCUAAGAUAUUUAUACUGAAUGUAUUUAAGUAGCGUUUUUAUUGGGUUUGAUAAUAUAUCGAGUGUUUGAUGGACAGAGUUGAAGCAAGGGAUUAUAUUGUGCAUGAGACAAAGUAUUUAUAUGAUCAAAAUCUCUUUCCAUGUCUUAUCACUGUGUUAACAAACUGUGGAUCUACUUUUACAAUAAAAUGACUUGAAUAAUC